Dichomitus squalens LYAD-421 SS1 is the source of this 3777-nucleotide messenger RNA. RefSeq lists its product as uncharacterized. The transcript has 15 exons. Gene Ontology annotation, molecular function: protein binding; ATP-dependent NAD(P)H-hydrate dehydratase activity. NCBI's taxonomy places the organism in Eukaryota, Fungi, Basidiomycota, Agaricomycetes, Polyporales, Polyporaceae. The coding region runs from base 1 to 3600 and encodes 1199 amino acids. The record is from RefSeq and is a predicted model, not a curated record. Gene Ontology annotation, biological process: metabolite repair.
AUGGGUCCAAUCCCCCAGGGUUUCCUCUGGACGGAAGAAGACGAGAAUAGCGAACUGCAGAAGGCGAUUUCACAAGCGGCGCAGCCCCCGCGGAUCCCUAUCAUGCCAGCCGUGAUAGAGCAGCAGAAGAGAGUCUUCGAGUAUCGCCUCCACAUGGCACAACAUCGAUCGGCCCUUGAGAACUCUUCUGACGUCUCGUCGGUAAACGCUCAACCACAAUUGGCGAGCCCACCAGAGACGACGACGGCUCCACAAUCCUUCGAGGGAGUACCGCAUGUGGUCGUGCCUCAGCAACCGCACCACGUCUGGAACUCUGUGGUCGGCAACAGCCCUCACCCGCAAGACCUACCUGCGGCAUUGCUCAGCUCGCCACUGUCUGCGACGUCGGAGCUACAUCCCUGGGGAGGACAAGGAGCAUGGCGCACACCGACGCCCCCCCGGGCUGACGUCAAGGUCGAGGUGGAUGGGGGCAACUGCUCACCUGGGGCGGUCAUGGGGAGCGCCCGAGCAGAUGAGGAUGAGAUGACAUCAGUCGCGCCGACUUCGUCGGGGCUUUCUACCCACGCACAACAUUCAUAUACGCCUCCUACACCAGCUGCCUUGUGCACGCUCGGACGCAGCACACCACCUAACACCUUGGACUCGCGACCCCUCGACUCGACCUACUGUACACGCACAUUCGCCAUCACGAAGACAACGAAGACAGAAAUGCCGGUCCCCAAACACAUCUUCAACCAGAUCAAGGCGAUCAUCCCGCCACUCAACGGCACCCUCCACAAGGGCCAGUCAGGACGCGUAGGCGUCCUCGGCGGUGCCCUCGAUUACACCGGGGCGCCCUUCUUCGCCUCCAUGUCCGCCCUGCGGUUCGGCGCAGACCUCUCCCACGUAAUCUGCUCACCUACAGCCGCCGGCGCCAUUAAGUCCUACUCCCCAGACCUCAUCGUGCACCCCAUCCUCCGCGAAGAAGCCCCCAUCGACUCUGUCAAGGAAACGCUCUCAGGCCUCCUCUCGCGCCUGCAUGUUCUCAUCAUCGGCCCCGGGCUCGGGCGCGAAGACUACAUGCAGACGUUCGCGAAGCUCGCGCUGCACAUCGCCAAGGAGCAGGGCAUGUACGUCGUCCUCGACGCCGACGGGCUGUACAUGGUCGGCCAGGACACGUCCCUCAUCCAGGGCUACCGGCGCGCGGUGCUCACGCCGAACGUCGUCGAGUUCAAGCGGCUGAGCGAGAACGUGAAAAUCGACCCGGACACCCCUGCGGACGAGCGUGCGAUGCGCGUCUCGCGCGCGCUGGGCGGCGUCACGGUCCUCCAGAAGGGCGAGGCCGACAGGAUCUGCACGAACACCGGAAAAGCCAGCAAAGAGGAGGCGCAGCUGAACCAGAUCAAGGAAGGCGAGAGCGCGGAGGAGCUCGUCGUUGUCGACGUUCCGGGAGGGUACAAGCGGUGCGGCGGACAGGGCGACGUUCUGAGCGGGGCGGUCGGGACGAUCAUGGCGUGGGGGAAGUGCUACGAGGAGGGCGCUUACGGCGACGGAUCCAUCCCGCCGUCGAGGAUACCCCUUCUGGCGGCUGUUGGCGGGUCGAUGCUGACGAGGACCGCGUCGCGGCGCGCGUUCGGGAAGCAAGGGAGGAGUCUGGUGACACAGGAUCUCUUUCCGGAGCUUGGACAUGCAUUCGAAGAGGUUUUCGGUUCAGGAGAAGGAGGAGCGGGCGCGCCGUUGGCUCCCAAGGUGACGUCCCAUUCUUUCAACCAGUCAUCGGCGGACAUCAUACUACCUACUGCGGACCAGGUCGAACUCCACGUCCAUAGUCAAAUCCCCGCUCAAGCGUUACCCAUAGUCGGCGACAUGUUUUGCCGCCUUCUGCAGCUUCCCUGCGAUUCACAGGACGUCUAUCGCGUUCGACCUAUCAUACCCGUCGCGGAGUUCCUCGAGAGGCUGUUGCGCUUUGCUUUGCUGAGAGGAAGCUCGGGGUUCAUUGCCCUAUACGUUAGUAUAAUAUCUCGAGAUUCAACAGCGAUUAUCCAAAUCCCAGGAUAUGUUCAGCCAGAUACCGCCAUUCGGGUCCAGGCUGUCAUAGAUAUCACCUUGCGGAGCACAGACAAUGUCGACUUCCAUAUCCACCGCGCCAUCCUCUCAGUUGCUUCGGACGUUUUCAGAGACAUGCUAUCCCUUCCCCCACCUCACGACGACGCAGUGCUCGCGGACGCCGGUGCUUCGCCUUCACCUCCAUCUCGUCCCAUCAUACCUCUCACCGAGAAUGGCAAGACACUCGAGAGGCUACUCUGCCUCUGCUAUCCGAUCAACAAGCAACCAUUGAACGAGCUUGAGGGCGUCGUCCCUGUGCUCAAGGCCGCUCUGAAGUACGACAUGGAGUGGCCGAUAACUCUUCUGACUAAAGAUCUCCUCGAAAUCGCACCCAAGGCGCCGCUCAAGGUAUGGGCGUGUGCCUGCCAAUGCGAACUGAAGGACCUCGUCCGCUCGGCGGCCCUGGAGAUACUCAGAGAGACUGCAAAAGGCGAGGAUACCAAGAAUAGCCGCCUGGCUAGUUUCGAGGCGAUGCUCCAGUCUGCAGGGCUGAGCGUCUUAGACGGAGUCGUCGCAGGCGACUUCUUCCGCCUCCGAGAGUUCAUCCUAGCGGGGGAUCGGGAGGCGCCUUUCGUAAGGUUGGCUCCCACUCACCAGCUCCCAACCCACUCGCCAAUCGCAGGUGUAGCCUCCACUACCUUCCAGCCCCACGUUCUAGAUCCCGACAUCGUCAUAUGUUGCCCAGACGCCACAACCCAUCGCGCGCACGCAGCUAUCCUCUCUCUCCAUUCCCCAGUGUUUGCGAGUAUGAUCGCCGACUCCAGGGCCGAUCAGUCUUGCAAGACUGACGUCCAUCCGCCGCCCAUCGAGCUGAAAGUCGAGGUGGACUCCGACGCUCUGGUCACUCUACUGGAGUUGUGCUACGCAGACUCUUCGGGUCUACCCACCACUCCCUCGCGCCUGGCCACCCUCCUCGUCGCGGCAGAGAGGUAUCAGCUGACCGCGAUCCAGAGAAUUGUGAAGGAUCGCUGGGACGAGGUUGCCAAGGAUAGUCCCUUGGACGCUUACUUCGUCGCGAUCCAGCAUGGUCUGACACCGCAGGCCAGGCUCGCCGCUAGAGACGUGCUAGAGAAGCCUAUUGGUGGGGCUUACGCCCGAUCCAUGGAAUCCUCCCCCGCGCUCUCCUACUAUCGUCUUCUGUCGUACUACACUGCGUGUAGCGCUGCUGUGAAGGCAAAGGCGCAGGACCCGAUGCCUCAGUGGCACAAGGCCAUGCGGUCGGCGUACAGUCCUUAUAGCUACUCCUCAUCACAUUCCAUCCAAGAAGGAGGCAGCAUGGAGCAGUGUCUUCGUGAAAUAGCCGAGAGAAGUGAGGAGGGCCCCCGGCGCGUUAUUGCGGAGCUAGCCUUCAGCUCGUUGCUGAUGCAUCUCGAUGGCAAAAAUGGUGGUUCGAUCUGGCCCAUGUGUAGUAGAGGAUUAUGCUCGGUCGUCGUCAAGGCGGUGCUGACACUGAGCUCCGACUUGGGAAACGCGAUCGUCGAAGCAAUCUCCCAGGUGGAGCUCAAGAUUGACUAGCACUUGGUCGUAGAUUGCGGAACGCUCGUCACUCAUGUCGCUUUAGCACUGUUUCUCUUGCACCGCAUUGUACGAUACAAUGUCUGUUGUCUGAUGUCCGGACUGUAGCGGUCUCAAUCUCCGGCUCUGAUAGUGGAACAAUCCCUGACUUGCGUCAUGGGUACCGCGGGUACGUGA